This is a messenger RNA of Uloborus diversus, 739 nucleotides long. RefSeq lists its product as uncharacterized. The record is from RefSeq and is a predicted model, not a curated record. Bases 135 to 599 code for a protein of 154 amino acids. The transcript is spliced from 7 exons. Lineage: Eukaryota; Metazoa; Arthropoda; Arachnida; Araneae; Uloboridae.
GUGACAUUUCCUUGUAAUGAUUAUGUCAAAUAGGUUUUUUUUUUCGUGUAUAUGAAUGCUUCUACGCUCUUUUAAAGGCUCACUCCCAAAAAAAUUUACGAGUGUGUUACAUCACUUUUGGAUAUUCUAAAGACAUGUUUCGGUUCAUAUUUCUCGCAUUAUUUGCUGUCGUAAUCCAGGUUUAUGCCCAUCAUGAAGAAAAUCAUGAUCCAAGAGAAAAUGCAGAGAACGUAAAAUCAUGGAGGGAUACUAUUUGCGAAAAGGACAAUGACAGUUUGAACAAUGAAAUGGAGGUGUGCUUCCAAUUGGAAUCUAAAUCUAAUCGGGAUGCAACAGCUGACUGUGCUAAAGAAGCCGUUCCAUCAUCGAAUGGCAAAACAGUGAAAUUUAUGAAAGAAGCUUGUAAAAAUAGAGAAGCUUUUAAAAAGUUUGACGAUUGCUUCGCGGAAUACUAUGCAAAUCCUGUUUUCAGAUCACAGAUGGAAGUCUCACGUGAAACUGUGGUUUGCUACAAUGAAGUACUCAAGAAAUAUAACCUUGAAGCAUUUUUAUACGAUCUCAGUGCCUACGACGAAGCAGAUGCAAAUCAAGAAAACUGACUUUAAUAAUAUUGUAUAUGAUGAUAGUUCUUUGAAUAUGAUUUGUACCACAGAUAAUUUUUUAAGAGCUGCAUCAACGUAGAAAUGUUAAACCUAAGUGUAAAACUUUUUUACUAAAAAUAAAACUUCUUUAAAAAGUA